AUGGGGGUGCGCAACAAGUGCCUGAUGUACAUGAUGUGUGACAGCGGCAACCUCACAGACGCUGACCAGCCCAUGGAAGCGCUGAGACUGUACUAUCAAAUGUGUUCGCUGGAAUUGGAUGUGGAGACUCUCGGAGUCAUUGCGGGAAGUCUGGCCAAUGGUGGUGUCUGUCCACUUACAG
Molecule: messenger RNA, 181 nt
Organism: Sphaeroforma arctica JP610
Lineage: Eukaryota; Ichthyosporea; Ichthyophonida
Exons: 1
Biological process (GO): L-glutamine metabolic process
Molecular function (GO): glutaminase activity
Source: RefSeq, a predicted model, not a curated record